This is a messenger RNA of Hippoglossus stenolepis (Pacific halibut), 4784 nucleotides long. RefSeq names its product Wolfram syndrome 1a (wolframin) (gene wfs1a). The record is from RefSeq and is a predicted model, not a curated record. Gene Ontology annotation, molecular function: protein binding. Bases 137 to 3337 code for a protein of 1066 amino acids. Gene Ontology annotation, cellular component: endoplasmic reticulum membrane; endoplasmic reticulum. The transcript has 12 exons. Lineage: Eukaryota; Metazoa; Chordata; Actinopteri; Pleuronectiformes; Pleuronectidae. Gene Ontology annotation, biological process: calcium ion homeostasis; endoplasmic reticulum unfolded protein response.
GCGCGUCUCUGGUUUCACUGGUGUAAGUGGAGCGGACUGAAGCUGUGCACCAUGGAGAGCAGACACCACAUUUAAACUCAGGAGAACAUUUCCCUUCAUGUGCUGAAGAAAUCUGCUCAUUCACUCAACAAGAAAGAUGGAGAAGGAUUCCCCAUCAACACCCACUCCUGUCAAAGCUCAGGGGUCACGCUCUGUCGAGGAUGGACCCUCUCGUCCCUCCACCGUACAGAUGCCUCCCUCACCUGUCUCCAACAACCUCUCUGCCACACCCAAAUCUCCAGCCCCCACAGAAACAGAGCCAGAACCCAGGCAACCCUCAUAUUCUUCGCCACAAAAACCUCAAGUCAUGUCGAAAUCAACGGACUCCCCUCCUCCGGCUGAAGGGUCAAAGCCUUCCUCUUCUGCUGUGUCCUCUGAACCCGCUUCUAAAACUGUCUCCACCAACCCAUCCUCUCCUGCUCCACACAAAACACCCCUCAUCACUUCUCUUAACCACUCUAGCCCUCAAAUCUCCAAAAUGUCCCCUGUCUCCAAACUCGCCUCUCCCUCCGCUGCUUCAGCCGGUGUGACCUGUACGACUGUGACAGAUUCCCCUCCAUCGUCCUCCAGCACUGCUUCCACCGCAGCGCCUGCAGCGUCUUCCACCGACCCAGUGAAACGCACCUUUGCCUCCAUGGCCAAGCGGGUCAUAAUACAGGAAAGACUCAGGAAAGCAGAGGAAGAGGAUGCCGUUGAGGAUGAAGAUGAUGAUGAACCGGAGGAGGAUUUGUCCGUGGAGCAGAUGGAGGAGAAGGCCAAAGCUGGCGAUGCCCGAGCUCAGACCCGGCUCGGUCAGCACUUCUUGAUUCUUGCUGAAGAGAAGGACACUGAGCUGAAUAAUCUCCUGGCUGUUAAUUGGCUGAUUACAGCAGCUAAACAGGGAAGAAAAGGUGCAGCGACAUUACUGCAGCGCUGCUGGAUCCAGAACAAAGGAAUCACUCCAGAGAACGAGGCCCAUGUGCGAAAGUUGUCAACAGAGAGUAGGUUUGAACUGGCUGUACGCAAAGCAGCCAUGAUGAUGUACUUUAAGCUCAACCCAGAGAGGAAGAGGAAGGUGGCUGUGUCUGAGAUGCUGGAAAAUGUCGGCCAGGUCAAUGCAGUGCAAGGUGGCAUCGCAAGCAGGAUUCCCGGGCCAACCUCAGGCCAGACCCAGAAAGUGUUGGAAAGCAUGGUCAGCAAUGAGUCUGAACAGUUGGUGGAUCUGGAUGACUUUGUUGAGAUGACAAAAAGGUACGCACAAGGUAUCGCCCCCUCUGCACCGCAAAACAACACCCAGGCCACAGCCAAGAAUAAAAGCCCUGCACCUGACGACCGUGGAGGGGAGCACAAGACUGAGUUGGUUCCAUCAGGAUGCAAGAAGUCACGCAAAGGUUCUUGGGGCUUUGGUGGAAGUGGGAUGAUGUUGGACAUGAAGUCACAGUUGAUGAUGCUGCAGUACCCGCUGCACACCAUCGUGGAUAUGAAGGAGGCCCUGGUGGACUGGGCGUCGCGGGCCGGCGUCCAGUGGCUGAGCACCGUCAUCCCCACACACCACGUCAACGCCCUCAUUUUCUUCUUCAUCAUCAGCAACCUGACAGUCGACCUGUUUGCUUUCAUCAUCCCUCUGGUCGUCUUCUACCUCGCCUUCAUCUCCAUGAUCAUCUGCACGCUGCGUGUUUUCCAGAGCAGCAAGGCUUGGGAGAACUUCAGAGCGCUGACAUCUUUACUGACGCGCUUUGAACCGGGGCUGGAUGUGGAGCAGGCAGAGACCAACUUCGGCUGGAACAACCUGGAGCCGUAUCUCUAUUUUAUCAUAUCCGUCUUCUUUGUCAUUUUCUCUUUCCCUGUAGCCGACAAAGGCUGGAUCCCCUGUUCUGAGCUCUCCACUGUGGCCAUCAUCUUCACCGCCGUCAGCUUCAAGAGCCUCAGCCCCACUGCGGCCAUGUACGCACGCCGAGCGAUGGUCAUAGAGGUGGCAUCGUGUCUGUGUUGCCUGACCCAGUUCCUGCCAGAGAACAUGAUGGUGCUUCGGUUUCUGGGACACACCUUCGCCACUCUACCACUAGGGGAAUCGGUGGUGCUGAAGCUCAGUCUCCCCUGCCUGCUCUACAUUUACCUGUUCUACCUGUUCUUCAGCAUGGCAAAGAUGCGUGGUUUCCGGGGGACGUACUGCUUCUUGGUUCCUUACCUCGUGUGCUUCAUGUGGUGUGAGUUCUCCGUGGUUCUCCUCCAGAGUUCCUCCGCUGUGGGUCUGAUCCGCACCUGCGUGGCCUACUUCCUCUUCCUGUUUGCGCUGCCUAUUCUGACGUUUGGCCUCGCCAUCAUGAUUCUCAUCCAGCUCUUCAAGUGGUUCCUGGAGCUGGAACUGACGAAGAUGAUCGUGACCCUGGUCGUAUGUGCGAUCCCCGUCACCCUGCGACUCUGGACACGAUUCAGCAUGUCCAUUUUGGACGUGUUCCGUUCUCUGACCUGCCGCGGCCCAGUCAAACUCAUCUUACUCUGUAUCUCCAUGGUGAUCCUGUUCUUCUCCAUCUAUGUGUACCACGCAGAGGGACAGAAGGGGCAUAACUCCACGCUGACGUGGAACCAGUACAGCCUUGUGUGCGGGCCCCCUGCCUGGGAAACCAAAGGCAUGGCCCAGACGCAGAUCUUCUGUAGCCACCUUCAUGGACACAGGAUCACGUGGGCUGGACGUUUCAAGCACGUCCGCGUGGCAGAGACAGAGAAUGGGGCCCAGUCUGUCAUUAACAUGUUGCCGGUGUUCAUGGGGGACUGGCUGCGCUGCCUGUACGGAGAGACGUAUCCCAAAUGUGAUUCAAAGAACGAUACGGUCGCAAACCUAACAGCUGCAGCCGCUUCCGGACCGGCCUCUCUCCCACUGCCCAUCCUGCUGCAAAUGCAAGAAGAAGAAGAGUUGUGUCAGAUCAAGGCUCUGGCCAGAAACACCUGCCACGUGAAGCGCUUCGACAGCUACCAAUUUGAGGUGACUGUGGGAAUGAUCCGGGACGGGAGCCUGGACGCAGGCGACCCGGCCAGGGAUAUAAUCCUGAUUGCCAGCAAUGAGUUCCGACAGGUUCUGUUCAAACUCAACCCUGGUAACAUGGUGGAGUUCAGCAUCAACCUGGAGGGCCGUCUCGGAGGCAGAGCCCCGGCCUUCGAGCUGAAGGCCAUCAACUGUCUGGACUGUGUUUCCUCGCUGUUAAAAGGAGGCAGGCAGGUGAAGAUAGAGAGAGACUGGAGACGCACGACGAUGAAAGCGCUGAAGUUUGCCUUUGAUUUUUUCUUCUCUCCGUUCCUGUCGGCGAAAUUCACUACCUGAGGAGAGAGACACUAGAAAUCAUUAACUCUUCACAGAGUAGCUUUCUGACAAUCAUGUCACUGAUGCAAUUUACUGUAGGAGGUGAAAUAUUAUUUUAAUAUUUCUGAUAGUACUUUCUAGGGCUGGGCGAUAUGGCCAAAUGUUAUCGAUAUCAGUCAAUAUUGAUAUCAGUAUAUAUCAAUAAUAAUAAAUAUGGAUUUAAAACAUUGCUAUAACUAUUGAUAUUGUUUUAUUGCCCAGCCCUAGUACUUCCUGUGAGUGCAAGUGUGAGUUUAGAAAUAUUUUAUUAUUUCUGAAUGGGCUGAUGCCAACAUUCAGUUAGAGGCAAACUUUCAAACUUAAUUAUGUAUUUUUAGUUUAGGGAAGUUUAUAUAGAUUAUAUUAACUAAUAUUAAUAUGUGCAAGGAAGCUUAUGUUGGCUGCUGACCACCUCUGAACAUGACACUGCAUUUCUCAAAAGAAAUAUAGUCACAUUGUAAAAUGCAUUUUUAUAGGUAAAUGUUCCUGCUGUGUUUGUAUUCAGUAUUUUCUUACAUGUAUUGUGAAUAUGUUUGCAUGUGCAGUAUGUAUUUACAUUUAUGUGCAUACAUUAGCACAGUUUUAAGUUUACGGAUUUAUUUAUAGGUGUUGCGUAAUAUUGGUUGUGUGCAAACCAUGUGUAGCUUUGUUUUACAAACUUUGUGGUCUUAAAACGUUCUGCUCUUAAUUUUAUUUAUUUAAUUAUUGAUCAGAUUUUCCUGUGGCCUAAACCACAGUGCACUUAAAAUAUCAUUAGUCAAAACAUUGAUCCAGUUUUUAAUGUUCGCAGUGACGAUUGAACAAGAAACUGCUGCAGCUUUAGUCUCAGUUUCAUGUUUGUUACACACUCAUAAAAGAUGUUAUGGUCAAUCACGGGUUUUACUGCUUAUGCUGUCAACCAAACAUUGCAUCAGUUUAUUUUUACUAAGUAGGAGGAGGGGACUUCUGAAUGUGAUGUCUUACAGCAGAUAUGUCAACAAAAUUAUUGACAUUUUAUCAAAUUGUUUUGUUCAAUCUCAGAAAAUGCACCGAGUUGGCCUUUUGUUUCAUAGUACUGGAGGGCUUUAGAUUGUGCUGAUGUCAUGAGACGUUAGUGAAGUUUAUGAGAAAAUAUAUUUCACAGUUUAACAUUUUUUGUCUCUUUCCAGUGGCAAUUCAAUUCUCCUUCUUAAGCAAAAGAAACCAUGUAAGGGGACAUUACUAAAAUCAGAUUAUUAAAAAUGCAUUGUGUGAAUGGGGCUGUUUUUAUCAACAUGCUUUCAGUGCAUGGAAACCCAUAUAUGUGAACACUAUUAAGUUGCAAAUGCAGCUGUGAACGAUCACUGAGGUUGAGCCUGUAUACUGUGAUUCAAGUGUCUUUUUAUCUAGUGAUGGAUUGUGUGGGGGUGUGCAAUGAGUAUUAAUUAAAGUGCUUGACUUUGAAACAAAA